AUGGGCGAGAAGGCGCGAUCAACUGGGAUCCAUGUGGUGUUGGAGCUGGGCUUUGACAUGGUAGCGGUUGAGGAUGCCAAUAGAAACGAAACGAUGGGGGCCCCACCUUCCAUCUGGCUGCAGGUCGUCUUUUGGGAGAGAAAGGAGGCGUCUGUAUCCGUAGAGCUUUUCGACUUCAUCAACCAUGGGGCAAAUCAUUAUCAUCGGAUUACCCCGAACCCCCUUGCUUUUGGAGCACCGUUUCGCUCAGCUAGGUAUGACACUAAUGCUAUUGACAUCGUCCACUAUCUGGUCCACUUCCGUCUGCGACUGCAGGCCUGA
Molecule: messenger RNA, 321 nt
Organism: Pyricularia oryzae 70-15
Lineage: Eukaryota; Fungi; Ascomycota; Sordariomycetes; Magnaporthales; Pyriculariaceae
Exons: 3
Coding region: 1-321 (106 amino acids)
Source: RefSeq, a predicted model, not a curated record